Molecule: messenger RNA, 1428 nt
Organism: Scomber japonicus (chub mackerel)
Lineage: Eukaryota; Metazoa; Chordata; Actinopteri; Scombriformes; Scombridae
Gene: drc2
Product: coiled-coil domain containing 65
Exons: 8
Coding region: 1-1428 (475 amino acids)
Biological process (GO): axonemal dynein complex assembly; cilium-dependent cell motility; regulation of cilium movement
Cellular component (GO): axoneme; axonemal dynein complex
Source: RefSeq, a predicted model, not a curated record
AUGCCGAAGAAGAAAGGAGGAGGAGGUAAAGGUGGAGGAAAGACGGAGGAGGAGCGACUGUUGUACAUGCAGCAGAGAGCUCAGGCAGAGGAGGAGAUGGCCAAGAAGAAAGAGGAGAUCCUCACGCUGUUCCUGAAGGACAAGCUGCAGAAGGAGGAGAGGAACACGGCGGUCAACCUGCUGAAGCUGAACGAAGGCUGGCGAGCCAUUCUCCGUCAGACUCGAGCCGCCGAGCUCCGUAAAGACGUGGCGGUGUUCAGCCAGACGUUCGAGAGGCAGCUGGACGGCCUGCACAGCGUCGUCAAGACGUUGGAGCGUGACCUGCAGGAGGCGGAGCGUCAGUCGGCUCGGGUGCGGCGUGUUCACCUGCAGCAGGUGGAGCGUCUGCGUGCUCAGCAGGACCAACAGAUGCUUUUCCUGCAGCAGCAGUGGGAGCAGCGCCUGCACCACCUCUGCUCCACCCACAGCUCUGAGAGGAAACACGUGUCGACGCACGCCGGACAGCAGCGAGCCGAGCUGGAGGACGCAGCCUUCAGUCUGGAGAAGAAACACGAAGCAGCGCUGGAGGAAAUCCACCGACUGUACAGUGAGAGCAUGGCGGCAUGCGACAACGCUUUUGAUGAGAUGACGACGUCUCUGCUGAUGGAAACCAAAGACAAGCUGCUGACGAAGAGCCGGCAGCAUCAGGAAGUUCUGCAGAGCUACACGGCCGACGCCAACAAGCUGCAGAAGUUAGUCUCUAAAAACCAACAUCUCAUCGAAAGACUCAACACAGACAUGAAGAACCUGAAGAGGCUGCAGGACGCCAUCUUUACGAUGCGAGCGAACCUCGUGAGCAGUAAGACGGAACACGAGGGCGUGACUUGCGAUCUGACGGCCGGUAAAGACGAAGUGAACCGGAGGACUCACCGUCUUCGUAGUCAGCUGACUCGUGCUCACGCUGCGGCGAGGCAGCAGCUAGCCGACCUCACCGUGACGACCGACGCCGUCACCAAGAAGUUACAGGCCGUGAUCGCCAAGGGAGAGAGGGUUUUACGCGUGGCUGAGAUGUGCGACAAGUUGGAGAGCGAACAGGAAAACGUCUUCACGUGUUUGUCGACGACCGACGAACCGAAACAGGAAGACUGGUGUGGGUUCCCGGAGCUGCAGCCGGUGAUGCGUCGCUGCAACGCGUCGGUGCUGCAGCGUGAAGCUCUGAGGAAACACCGCGAGGACCUGAGCCGUGAGAACCAGCAGCUGCGUGUCCUGCUGCGUCAGCACCUGGACGCCAUGACGGUCAGCGACGCCACGCUGGACGGACGCCACGCUCUGCUGACAGCGCACGUGGCCCCGCUGACUGUGCACGCCCCCGCCGCCGCCGGCCGGGGGAACGCCGACAAACGCCACGUGGUCGCCUUCGUGGAGGCCGUGCACGCCGUCAAACACUGA